CUAGGUGUUUGCUGACCCCGCCCUUAUAUAUAAGAUUUCUGGCUGCGCAGCUGUCAGCUCAUUCUCACAGAGAUCCGUCACGCAGGCUCCGGUGAGAUUUACGCCCCGAUCUUUUCUUACCGACCCACCAACGAACCGCAGACAUGAGGGAAUGUAUCUCAGUUCACGUCGGGCAGGCCGGUGUCCAGAUGGGCAAUGCAUGCUGGGAGUUGUACUGUCUGGAGCACGGGAUCCAGCCUGAUGGACAGAUGCCCAGCGAUAAAACCAUCGGCGGGGGAGACGAUUCCUUCACCACCUUCUUCAGCGAUACCGGGGCGGGAAAACACGUUCCCCGAGCUGUGUUUGUGGAUCUGGAGCCCACUGUGAUUGACGAGGUGCGGACGGGAACGUACAGGCAGCUUUUUCACCCGGAGCAACUCAUCAGCGGCAAAGAAGAUGCCGCCAAUAACUACGCCCGCGGUCACUACACCAUCGGCAAGGAGAUCAUCGACUCCGUUCUGGACAGAAUCCGCAAGCUGGCCGAUCAGUGCCAAGGACUACAGGGAUUUUUGGUUUUCCACAGCUUUGGAGGAGGCACCGGCUCAGGCUUCACCUCCCUGCUGAUGGAACGUCUGUCUGUUGACUUUGGCAAGAAGUCCAAGUUGGAAUUCGCUAUUUACCCGGCUCCUCAGGUUUCAACCGCUGUGGUUGAACCAUACAACUCCAUCCUCACGACCCACACCACCCUGGAGCACUCAGACUGCGCCUUCAUGGUGGAUAAUGAAGCCAUUUAUGACAUCUGCCGCAGGAACCUGGAUAUCGAGCGUCCGACCUAUACUAACCUGAACCGUCUGAUCAGUCAAAUUGUAUCUUCGAUCACGGCCUCGCUCAGAUUUGAUGGUGCUCUGAAUGUGGACUUGACAGAGUUUCAGACCAACCUGGUGCCCUAUCCCCGUAUCCACUUCCCCCUGGCCACUUACGCCCCCGUUAUCUCUGCAGAGAAGGCUUACCACGAGCAGCUAUCUGUUUCCGAGAUAACCAAUGCUUGCUUUGAGCCGGCCAACCAGAUGGUGAAGUGUGACCCCCGGCACGGUAAAUACAUGGCCUGCUGCCUCCUGUACCGAGGGGAUGUGGUGCCCAAAGAUGUCAAUGUUGCUAUUGCUGCAAUUAAGACCAAGCGCUCCAUCCAGUUUGUGGACUGGUGCCCAACAGGUUUCAAGGUUGGUAUUAACUACCAGCCGCCCACUGCAGUACCAGGUGGAGAUCUGGCCAAGGUGCAGAGAGCCGUGUGCAUGUUGAGUAACACCACGGCCAUCGCCGAGGCCUGGGCUCGCCUGGACCACAAGUUUGACCUGAUGUACGCCAAGCGUGCCUUUGUGCACUGGUAUGUGGGAGAAGGAAUGGAGGAAGGAGAGUUCUCCGAGGCCCGAGAGGACAUGGCCGCCCUGGAAAAAGAUUACGAAGAGGUUGGAUUAGACUCGUACGAAGAUGAAGAUGAAGGAGAGGAAUAAUGUGUGUCUACUGCCAACCUUUUAAUUUCUCAUCCCAGAGUCCAAAAGGAUAUGACUCUGGGGUUACUUGCCAGUGCGGUUUUAAAAUAAAAUAAAUGUAAAUUCGGA
Messenger RNA from Spea bombifrons (plains spadefoot toad), 1598 nucleotides. RefSeq names its product tubulin alpha chain. The coding region runs from base 144 to 1490 and encodes 448 amino acids. Gene Ontology annotation, biological process: mitotic cell cycle; microtubule cytoskeleton organization. The transcript has 4 exons. The record is from RefSeq and is a predicted model, not a curated record. NCBI's taxonomy places the organism in Eukaryota, Metazoa, Chordata, Amphibia, Anura, Pelobatidae. Gene Ontology annotation, cellular component: cytoplasm; microtubule. Gene Ontology annotation, molecular function: structural constituent of cytoskeleton; GTP binding.